Xyrauchen texanus (razorback sucker) is the source of this 1351-nucleotide messenger RNA. Its product is annotated as WASH complex subunit 5-like. The record is from RefSeq and is a predicted model, not a curated record. NCBI's taxonomy places the organism in Eukaryota, Metazoa, Chordata, Actinopteri, Cypriniformes, Catostomidae. Gene Ontology annotation, biological process: endosome fission; regulation of actin nucleation; endosome organization. The transcript is spliced from 3 exons. Gene Ontology annotation, cellular component: WASH complex; endosome. The coding region runs from base 956 to 1291 and encodes 111 amino acids.
AUCAGCUCUACACCUUUCAAGAGUGGUAUGCGACCCCCUCCUCCUGCUGUGUCAACAAUUUGCUCUGAAAAAUUGUCUGACAGGUGAAUGCACUGUUUGACUAGUGAGUCUAGAACACUGCUAGAACACUGCGCAUCUGAGUUUUCGCUCGUGCAUGAUUGCGCGUCCAUGUUUUUCGAAUGGGUGGAGUCAGGGCCAGCGUUGGAGGAGAGAAGGUAGGACCUUAGAGUUGUGUAUUUUCAAAAUCUGCCAGCCGUUUUGCAAAUCACAUACCCCACCUUUAAAAUGCAUAGUUGGGUAAACAGACUCUUAGGAUUAAAAAACAAAACAAAACUUAAAUGUAGUAGCUGGUGGCGUGGCACAGUAUUUUAAAUAAACAUUUUUGAAUGGAAGCUCAUUAAUUUGGCCAUAGCCAGCUACAGUUUAUUAAGUAACGUUGCUUAAAAUCCCUAGUGGAAUUUGCUUAAAAAGUGGGAUGCGAAAAAGUAUGCACAAUAUUUUUAAGCAAAUCCAGCACAUUAUUUUUUUCAGUGCAGUUUAGCAGAGAUGGACCACUUGUAUUAAUAUGAAAUGGAACGGCCAACGGACGUAGAUGUAAUUGAAGUCCAGCCUUAUAUGAUAAAAGAGCCAAUCACCUUUUUGAUACAGACGUUGCCUGUCAAUCAACUUGAGAUUAGUUUCAGUGGAGCAAAUACCUGCAUUUUAUAACUACAGUUGAAAUAAUGUUACUUUAUUAUGCUUUUCUGCCUGUGUCCAAAAGAUUUCUGUUAAUUGCUUUCGGUAAAGCUAAAAUAUGAAGUUUUCCUCUAAAGGUACCUGGAUGAUCUCAAUGAAGGGGUCGACAUUCAGCAAACAGUGGAAACUGUUUUAUUGAACGAAGAUGGAAAACAGCUCCUCGUACAGUUAGAUUUUUCUGCUCAACUAAAAAUGUGAGACUCUGUACCUGUAUGGAGUCAUGUUACUGGUCAUUGAUCUGAAGAUGGAGGGGGAGAUGAGAGAGAGGAUGCUGGUGUCCUACUACAGUGCUGCUCGCUCCUUAUCCAACACCAACCUGGAUGACAUCUGCAAGCUCUUACGCAGCACCGGAAAGUCCUUCGAUCUGGUCGACUGGGCUCCUCUGAUCUUGGGUCUCCUGACGCUCUUCAAACAGUUUCAGUCCAGAUAUACUCAACAGUUCCUGGCUCUGAUUGGCCAGUUUAUUUGCUCCAUAAUGGAGCAGUGCACAAGGUAUUUCACUUUAGUAUGUGGCAAUGGAAGGGUGAAUCUCAUGAAAACAUGUCCAGAAAAAUGAGAGAUUUUAUUUGUAUAAGGAACUAUUUUAGGAACAUUAAGAUUUUUUUUUUUCAAGAAA